Messenger RNA from Brassicogethes aeneus, 4010 nucleotides. NCBI's taxonomy places the organism in Eukaryota, Metazoa, Arthropoda, Insecta, Coleoptera, Nitidulidae. The record is from the annotation of a GenBank genome assembly.
UAAUAGAAAUGAAAUCAAUAAAACCAAACAUGCAAUUAUAGUAUUAGGUAGAGUUUAAUGACUUACCUUCUUAACAAUUUUAAAAAACACCCCAGUCUUUUACACGUAGCAACUUGUGCCGUAUAAGUUAUAGUCAUUGUUACACAAUUAAUUCAAAUAAAUAAUAAAAAACUACACACUGUAUCACCGGAUCAUUUUGAAAUUAAAUAAAUAAAGCACCAACACAAAGAGAUUGUGAAUGAGACAUCUACUGUUUUAAGAGUAAAUGAUUCAUAGUUGUCAUCUGUCUUUAACUAUUAAUAUACACUUCUCGGUAAAAAAGAUCGUAGAAUUUUACGAAUUUAUGACACCGACACAUCCAUAACCCACCUCACUCCACGAACUGUUCAUAAACAUAUGAUUUUUGAACGAAGUUUAGCGAAAGUGAUCGUUUGAACUACUAACGGUAAAAUAACAUAGACAACCCAGAUUACUGUUGGUUGCAUAGUAUUUGCAUACCUACAUUUAAAUUACUCACAGACGUGACUUCUUGCUUUACCUGAACUGCUUAUGUUCUGUGCUGCCAACGUAAUAAUCCUAGACCAAACCAGGUCUAGGGUAAUAAUAAUAAUAUCAAUAGUGUCCCAUUUUAUUUUUUAUUUACCUUUAUGAAUAAGCGGGAGGUAGAAAUUAGUAAAACCUUGUCGUGGAUUUUACGCCAUGGUGCUGUUAAGUUAGGAUUGCAAAUAAAUAAAGAAGGUUAUGUACCUGUCAACGAUAUAUUAACGCAUCAACAAUUUAAGGAUAAAUUUAAUAUAGAAGAUAUUAAACGUAUAGUGGAUAAUAAUGGUAAACAAAGAUUUACUAUCAAAGAUGUUCAAGGUGAUUUUUUAAUCAAGGCCAAUCAGGGACACUCGCUACAGGAAGUUAAUAAUCUUGGUUUGAUCCCCAUAACCAAAGUUAACUUUGAGGUUAUACACGGAACAAACUUUAAAGCUUGGAAUGUAAUUAAAAAUGUAGGUUUGUCAUGUAUGACAAGAAAUCAUAUACAUUUCGCUAAAGGUCUUCCGAAAGACAAAUCUGUUAUAAGUGGCAUGAGAAGUAAUGCCGAAGUUUAUAUUUACAUAAACCUUGAACUAGCAUUGAAGGAUAAAAUACAAUUUUUUUUGUCUGAAAACCAAGUCAUUUUGAGCCCUGGUAACCUAGAGGGAUUAAUCGAGCCAAAAUAUUUUUUAAAGGUUGUUACCCCAAGUGGGGUGAUAUUGUAAGCUCAAUUUUAAAAAUGGCAGCUGUAAGGGCAAAAGAUAAUUUGGAACAUUUUCAGUGUGAAGUUUGUAAAUUGACUUUGAGUGGGAAAAUUAAUAUUGAGGCGCAUUUAAACGGGCAAAAACAUAAGAAAAAUGAGGUUAGGCAGCAGCAAGCAGUCAGGGAGAAGGAGAAGUUGGACUGUGGAUUAUUUAUUACAGGGUUUUCUUUGCCAAUAAAUCAAAAACUGGCCCUGGACCAUUUCGCAAAGUUCGGUAACAUUAUGACGACGUUUUUCAGCGGUACAUAUUUAUUGUUGGAAUACUCAAAAUCCGCCGAAGCUGAAAUGGCAUUAAAAUCCGAACACAACCUACAAGGUAAAAAAUUGAUUGUCAACAAAAGAAAAAGCAAAGAAGCUCAAGUGAUACAGGAAGAAAAAAACGAUCCGCAACUGCUGCCCCAAAUAGAGAACGUCGCAAGUUUUGACCAGCAACUGCAAAUUUUAAUGAGGACGUUGCAACCAAAUUUAGAGGCGGAAUUCGCGAAAUACCAUCAAAUCUGCAUCGACUUGAAGCAGGCGUUGGUUCAUUUUUUCCCGCAAUGUUUGAUUUACCCGUUCGGAUCGACAAUAUCGGGGGUGUGUUUCAAUUUGAGCGACGUCGACGUGUACGUGGAAAACAUGAGGUUCAACUCGGAAAAAGACGUCAAGUGUUUGUUCAAGGCCAAGUCUGCGCUGGCCAGAUCGCGCAGAUUCGCCAACAUUAUCGUGAUACCGAAGGCGAAAAUUCCGAUUUUGAAAACGGUGCACGUGCGGACCAAAAUAAACGUCGAUAUAAAUUGCAAGAACAUGCUGGGGGUGUUUAAUUCGCAACUCAUCAAGUACUACAUUGAUGUUGAUAGCAAAAGGGUUAAGCCGUUGAUUAUGGCGAUCAAAUAUUGGGCUAAAGUGCAAAAAAUUACGGGGAGUAACCAUUUGAUCACCAAUUACUCGUUGUGUAUGUUGAUUAUUUUCUACUUGCAACAGCACUUUUCCAUACCGUCUGUAAGAGAGCUGCAAAGGGACCCAAGCGUGAGGCAUUUGCAAAACGGUUGGAAUGGUGCUUUCACGCCAAUACAUUGCAGCAAUCCCUUGGGAAACGCGACAACCUUGGAGUUAUUGAAGGGAUUCUUCACGUAUUAUUCCACGUUUAAGUACAAAUCACACAUAAUAUGCCCAUACUUGGGGAAAUGCCUGGAGAAAAGCACGUUCGAAAAAAUCGAGACGGUGCCGAAAGAUUUCACUCACUACCGAAAAAUCGCCUCCACCGAGGGAGAAUCACUGAAAAUAGACAGCGCCAUAUGUCUUCAAGACCCCUUCGAACACAACCGCAACACAAUGUCGCAAAUAACCCCCGUAACGCUGAGCGUGUUCACCAUGUAUUGCAGCUUAGCUGCGACUAUAUGCGCCGAAGGAGAAACCAACUUGCUGCACAAAUUGUUCACCCAAAAACCCGAAGGUUUCACCACUCUUAGCAACACCGACGAACAAGCUGAGUUUUCCUUGCACAAAAAAGGGAACCCAGCUUACCUACCCGAACUUAACCCUAUGGAGAUUAACGCCGCUUGGUUCAAAGUGAUCGUGAACUAUACGAAAACGGUCUUCAGAGAUUUGCUGUUGUUUUCGAUGGAGGAAAUCUGCGAACCCCCCACGCCGAGUAAAGUCACAAAACAAGAAGGACAAGACGAUGUUCAUACAAACUCGAAUUUUGCGGAGAAAAUUGUUUUCAAAUGCGAAGGAAAGUUCGAUACGUGGACUGUACGUAAAAAUAUCGCGAGGACGGUAGCUUCAACUAAAACCACGUUUCUCGAAAAGGAAUUAGAAUUGACUGAACAUCUAAAAAACAUUUACAAAGGUAUAGAAAAUAGUUCAGAAUUAAUAGGGUUUCAGUUAAGUAUAAUUUGCAAAAACGAGCCGUGUUCGGUAACUAUACAAAUACAAAAAUCGUUUUCGCAUAAAAAAAUAUUCAAAACUUUCACGCAGUUUAUAACCAGUAAAUUUCCCCAUUGGUUUAGUUUUUAUGAGGGCGACUUGCUUCAAAGAAAAAUUACUUUCAGCAAGUUAAACGAUAUUCUUUUGACAAAUAAUUGAUAUUUUUAAUGUAAAGUAAUGAUAUACUUUAUGAAAUUGUAUAUAUAAUAUUAUACACAAAAUUCUUUUAUGAUUAUAAUUUUUUUAAGAACUAAAUAUUUUUUGGUUUUGUGCACGUAUAUAAGUUGUACCUAAAUACUUUUUAAAAUAAAAAACUGUUACAUAAUACUAUGUAAUAAAUGUUGCAACUUUUAACCCUUGUUUUAUUCUCCACACAAUAUAACUAAAAUAAAUGCUUAUUAAGAGUUUAUUAAAGCCAACAAAUUAGUAUAAAAUACAGAUUCAUUAAUCACAAAGUUGAAGUAAAAAAUUUCUCUAAUAAAAUAAAUUAACUUAUAUAAUCUUUCUGCAGUAAAAUACUUUUAUAUAUUUAAGUUAAACUUGAAAUAUUUUCAACUGACAUGGACUUUAUAAUAUCUCUAGAUCACAGUGCCUUAUUUCCGGAUGUUUUUUCUAAAAAGAAACUCGACAUUUUAGAUUUUUUUUGGCUGGGGAUAAAAAUAUUUGUACUUACCCUUAAUUUCAUUUCUAUCCUAUCUAUUUCACCACCCAUCAUGUCGACAAUAUUUUCCCCAUGACAUAACAUGAAUUCCUCCAACUUGUCUAUGUUUUCCAGUUUUUUUAUUUCCUGUAAACAAACACAGUUGAAGUAAAACUU